AUGAGCCGGCCUAUCCGAAAAAGGGGACGAAAGCCGGCUAUCGCAAAGCCUCCUGCGAUGCAGGACGACGGUGGAGAAGGACCCAUUGGUGGGUUCAAAUCAUUCUACGCCAUUCGCCGACUGAUUCGAAUCUACCGCGAUACGAUGUAUCAAUGCUACUUUCCGUUCCUCUCCGAAAAGGAUCUUGAGGUGCGCUGGGAAAACGGCAUCAGCGACACCGAUGGGCCAUCGUACGCAUUGCUCAUGUCGCUCUGCGCCGUCAGUUCCCAAAUGGCGGCGAUGAACGCAGUCUUUGACGACACAUUGCUUCAAGGCAUCUCCAUCCCCGACAGCGAACUCUACUUCACAGAGGCUGUGUCCAAUAUACCAGUUCAUAUCCCUCAGUCGCAAAACCUGGACUAUCUGCGGUCCUUCGGCCUUUUGGCUGUCUACUCUCUGCGCCAUGGCAACCACAGCGACCUCCACCGGUAUUUGGGGCUUUAUCAUGCCUCAGUUGCGCAACAUGGCUUUCACGAUGAAAGCCGCUGGCCCGAUGAUAUCACGACAUUCGAGGUUGACGAUCGCCGACGCCUGUUUUGGUGUGCCUAUCGCCUUGAAGUCCACUCGGCAUGUGUGCUUGGACAUGUCGUGCGGAUGCCGGAAUCGCAGGUAUCAGUUCUCUAUCCUCGCAUCACUCCAGCGAUGGAUCCGGAAACACAGGCCUGGACUGCCGGCUGGGAUUACAUCACAGACCUGUUCCGGCUGUUGGAAUACGCAAUCUUCAGCCUGCACGGCUGCAAGAACCGGAAGGCAGUGUUGGCUGUCCUCUACGAUAAGCCCGCUCCGACGACCCUGCUCAACAGCCUAGCCCAACUCAAGGCCAAUAAGUCUCGCAUACUCCUGGGCCUGACUGAGGCAGAUGGAGAAUUUCAGAGUAACCGCUGCAAGUACAUGUCAGUCCAGAUCACUUGCACGGAGACGCUCGUGAACAUCAUGGCCCUUCUCUACUGCCAAGCACCCGCUCAAGAGGUCAUGACUCUCGCCAGUAGCUUUUUAGAAGAGGUGAUCAAAGCCCCGCUCAUCAUGUUCAAAGUUGCAAGCAUUCAGAUUGUGCAUCAGCUUCUCGGGGUAGGCCACAUGCUUCGCAAUGCCUCCAGAUACGAACAUGGGGUGUAUCGCACUGAAGCGAAACGGCUGAUCACUUUCUUGGGGGAUUUGGUCAAAAACCUGGAGCAUGACAUUCCAUCUGCAGCUGAAGCUGCCGAAAGACUCCUUGAGCUGGCAGAGGCCACUUCCUGA
Colletotrichum siamense is the source of this 1278-nucleotide messenger RNA. RefSeq lists its product as uncharacterized. NCBI's taxonomy places the organism in Eukaryota, Fungi, Ascomycota, Sordariomycetes, Glomerellales, Glomerellaceae. The record is from RefSeq and is a predicted model, not a curated record. Bases 1 to 1278 code for a protein of 425 amino acids. Gene Ontology annotation, molecular function: zinc ion binding; DNA binding. The transcript has 2 exons. Gene Ontology annotation, biological process: DNA-templated transcription.